AUGUGUGGCAUUAUAACCCCUAUUUUUAAAGGCGGUAGCCGUUCCGAUCCUGCUAACUAUCGUCCAGUGACUCUCCUCCCUGUGUUCGCGAAGGUGAUGGAAGCAGUCGUCGCUGAGGCUUUAAUGGACUACCCGGAAAAAUGCAACAACUUGGUACCGGAACAGCAUGGCUUCCGUCAACACCGGUCAUGCACCACCAACCUACUUAUUGCACGAGGUAGUUGGACGGAAGUUGCCGAUGAUUGGGUCGGAGUCGACGUCAUCUAUCUGGACUUCUCCAAAGCUUUCGACCGCCUUGAUCACCGCAUCCUACUUCAAAGACUACAAAGUUACGGAAUCGGAGAUCCUGUACUUGAUUGCAUUGGCAACUUCCUUUACCAACGAAAGCUCCAAGUACUUGUUAAGGGACCACUUUCUAACCCAAUUGAAGUGGAAUGUGGUGUUCCGCAAGGCUCAGUGCUGGGACCGCGCUUAUUCCUGGUGUUUAGUAACGACCUGGCAAGAGUCAUCUCCUCAAACUUCCUGCUUUUCGCCGAUGACGUCAAGAUAUGGCGGGCGAUCAGUAACAAGGCAGAUCAAGAUCUUCUCCAACAUGACCUAGAUUGCAUUUACGAAUGGUCAAAGAGGAACAAGCUUCAAUUGAACAUGGCUAAGUGCAAAGUGAUGCAUCUGCGUCACCAGCUGGUGAGGGCUUACAAGAUUGGAGACCACACCUUGGCGAAGGUUUCUCAGGAGCGGGACCUGAGUGUAUUGUUACAGGAAGAUCUCGGGUGUUCCAAACAAGCAGAGAAGGCGAGGAGAACCGGCAAUCAACACGUCGGCCUUCUUCGCAGAGCCUGCGGUCCGUUUGAACCAUCAAUAUUUCCCCAAAUGCUUUACACCUACGUGCGACCUCACGUGGAAUAUGCUAUUCAGGCGUGGCAGCCGUGGCAGAAACAGGAUCUCGUUGCUCUCGAGACUCCUAAACGAAGGGCAACCAAGAACGUCAGGGGCCUCUUUCAUCUGCCCUAUCAGCAUAGACUGAAAUAUCUAAGAAUGCAUAGCAGUCGAUAUCGGCUUUUGCGGGGGAUCUCAUAA
Molecule: messenger RNA, 1077 nt
Organism: Dicrocoelium dendriticum
Lineage: Eukaryota; Metazoa; Platyhelminthes; Trematoda; Plagiorchiida; Dicrocoeliidae
Source: the annotation of a GenBank genome assembly